AUGGGGUUGCUCACGACUGGAGGGAAGCCCAUGCGUUGGGGGACGGACAGCAACAACAGGGCGGUCCCUCACGUCAGUGCGCACGGCAUUCAACAGUUUCUUGUCGUUUACCGGAACAAAAAGGACAUAGACAAGAUGCCAUUUUUGUGGGGUGAGGAAAUCGAACAUCAAAUUAUCUACACUGAAAAUGGAGAGGUCUUUCUAAAGCUUGAUGCAUCGGAAACUAUGGAUAGGAUAAGAAAACGUGAGGAGAAUAAUGCGAAUUGGAACCCCGAAUAUGGGAGUUAUAUGUUGGAGAGCAUCCCCAAGUCCCCUUACACCAUGUCGAGGGCAAGCCUGUGUGCCGUCCAGGAGAACAUGCAGAAUCGAUAUGACCUUAUUGACAAAGAAGCAGGCCCUGGGACCUUUGGGACGACCCUCGUGACCUUCCCUUUAUUUGGGGUUAACAAAUUCACGACAUCCGACAGUACGGAAUCCCCACAUUCGAACUCCCUUUUUGUGCCAGAUAUUUGUAUUAACUCCGACCACCCACGCUUCGCCAACCUUACCGAAAACAUUCGUCUUCGCCGUGGGCGGAAAGUCUGUAUUCAGGUCCCGCUUUACAUUGACAAGUAUACGCUUGAAAAGACCCUGGACGGGCGCUUUGGAUUUGACUACACGCCUUUGAACCAUUUGAUUUUCCCGUGCAUCCGGAAUGGAAAUGACUGCUGUAAUCAAUGCAUCCCCGACAACAUGCCGAAUACCACAGCCAGUGAAACCACGACAGCAGUUUGGGGUUCGCCGGAACCGUCCGAUUUUAUCAACAUCAAAGAAAAAGAAGGCUACGCCACGGACGAUCUUACGCAUUUGUACACUCCCGCGACGCUUUACUACUACGCCCAGUACUACACGAAGGGGCAGCGUGAGAACGUCAGGAGGCGAUUUAAUUCCUGCCCCUGUCUAAUUCCCUGUAUUUCUCAUCCCUGCAUUUACAUGGACUGCAUGGCUUUUGGGAUGGGAAGUUGCUGCCUCCAGGUCACCAUGCAGCUCCGCAAUAUUCGACAGGCUCGGCACUUGUAUGACCAACUCGCGAUUCUCUGCCCGAUGUUUUUGGCCCUCAGCUCCGCGACGCCUUUUCAGAAGGGGCUUUUAUGCGAUUCGGACGUCCGAUGGCUGACUAUUGCGGCCUCCGUCGAUGACCGCAAGCGCGAAGAGGUCCCGCGCAUCCUGAAGUCUCGAUACGAUUCCAUUUCUCUUUUUGUCAGCACCGAUGUCGAUAACCUUGAGGAAUUCAACGAUUCCUUAGUGGAAUAUAAUCAGCCAUACUUUGAUAUUUUGAGUAAGUCCGGUGUCGAUGAUCGAUUGGCGAAGCAUAUUGCACACCUGUUCAUUCGCGAUCCGCUUGUGAUGUAUGAUCAAAUGAUCGACAUUGACGACAACACACAUACUGAGCACUUUGAGAACAUUCAGUCCACGAACUGGCAAACUGUUCGAUUAAAGCCACCACCGUACAACAGUAAUAUUGGUUGGCGUUUGGAGUUCCGCGUUAUGGAUAUCCUCCCGACACCGUUUGAGAAUGCCGCUUUCGCCACCUUUAUACCGCUUUUGACGAAUGCCAUCAUCAAGUAUAACCCCGUUUUUUACACUAAAAUGUCCAUUGUCGAUGAGAACAUGGGCCGUGCCCACCACAUCAACCCAUGCGAUCAGAUGUACGUGAUGCGAAAAGAAAUAUUCGGUGAUACCUUCACCAGCCGCGAUGCCGAGACCACCAAACUCACCAUCCACGAGAUUUUCAAUGGCAAGGGCGAUACGUACUAUGGUCUGAUACCCUUGGUGCGACGAUACAUUCAGGAGGAAAACUUAUCAUGCACACAGUUGGAAUCUUAUUUGAGAUUUCUUUCCAUGCGCGCGGCAGGUGCCAUUCCGACUGCAGCCCAGUACUUGAGAAAAAUUGUUCUUAAUCACCCGGCUUACCAACAGGAUUCCAGACUAAACAUGCAGAUCGCUCACGACCUCACAGUGCACGUUCACGGCUUAUCAUCCGGAGUGAUUCGCGAUGAUUCUUACCUUCCUAUGGAUAAAUUUAAGGAAUAA
Messenger RNA from Phytomonas sp. Hart1, 2073 nucleotides. NCBI's taxonomy places the organism in Eukaryota, Euglenozoa, Kinetoplastea, Trypanosomatida, Trypanosomatidae. The record is from the annotation of a GenBank genome assembly.